Molecule: messenger RNA, 2171 nt
Organism: Balaenoptera ricei (Rice's whale)
Lineage: Eukaryota; Metazoa; Chordata; Mammalia; Artiodactyla; Balaenopteridae
Gene: TMEM140
Product: transmembrane protein 140
Exons: 2
Coding region: 665-1225 (186 amino acids)
Source: RefSeq, a predicted model, not a curated record
CUAAGACGACAAGGUUUUGUGUCCAGGGAUGCCCAGUCAUCCUACAAAGCUGAUUUCUGAAAAGGAGGGGACAGAUGCAUAACUGCUUCCCCAGUGGUGACCUGGGUCUGGGAUCUCAGACCAGAUGAUCUUGAGGGUCCCUUCUGAGUAAGAUUCUAGGUUGUAUUUAUCUUGGUUUAAAACAUUAGGAGUUUUGAGAGUGUCUUGGCCAGUUUCCUUUCUGGAAUUGUGGUGUGAUAUAAUCAAGACACUUACCUGCCUCUUUAAGUCUAUUGGUUGGUUGGUUCAGGUGUGGGUAAAGUGGCCGGUUUGGGGAACAACAAUGUUGUUUACAUUCUUUCUUUCUGAAAAGUCAGGAGCCACCGGCAAGAAAUGAAAGUGAAAUCAGGGGAUAGUGUCAUCAGUCAGCACAAAUGUGACAAAGUUCAGAGAGCUGUUUACUUAGGCACAACUGCGCCUUCCAGCCGGUCACAAGCUCGGGGCUUAUGCUCGGGGCUGCAUCGUCCCCGUCUCCACCAGCCUCGUUUCUGGAACCUGACAUUAGGAGGCAGCGAGAGAGAAGAAUCAAGCGAACCUGAUUUCCUGCUCCUCCUAUUUAUGAGUGUUUUGUGGGUUCUGCAUCUUCUUUUUGGUACCCAGGGAGGCGCCCUGCGAAGCGCAGAAGAUGCCCGUCCUAAGGUCAAGGCGGAGGAACCAGCUGCGGUUCCUGGGAAUCAUGACGCUCACAGUCACAGCGAUCUUCCUGCUGUUCUUUGCUCUCCUCUGGAAGGCCGGCAACCUCAUCGACUUGCCCAACCUCAGAAUUGGCUUCUACAACUUCUGUCUCUGGAACGAGGGCACUGGGGCCCUACAGUGUCACCAGUUCCCUGAGCUGGAGGCCCUGGGGGUGCCUCGAGUUGGCCUGGCCCUGGCCAGGCUUGGCGUGUACGGGGCCCUGGUCCUCACCCUCUUCGUCCCCCUGCCUCUCUUCCUGGCCUGGUGCAACAGUAACGAGGGAGAGUGGCAGCUGGCCGUGGGCUUCCUGGCCACGUCCUCCAUGCUGCUGGCCAGCGGCCUGGGCCUCUUCCUCACCUACACAUGGAAGUGGCUCCGGCCCUCCCUCCUGGGGCCUGGGUUUCUAGCUCUGGGUGUUGCCCAGGGCUUACUCAUCCUCUUGCUUAUGGCCACAGUCAUGUUCCCUCAGAGGGCAAAGGACAAGAACUUGAGAGCUGCUAGCUCUGUCUAAAGGCUUACGUGACUGCAAGGGUUCUGUUUGAACUAUGCUCAGAGAAGGUGCCAGAGAAUUCACGGGCUGCUGUGUCUUCUCAGCCAUCCUGUUUCAUAGCUAAUGCUGAUCUCAAGCUCUAGCAGACAGGACCCACCGCGGAGGGGGUAGGGCACCCGACGUCAAGGACAAGAGGCAGCAAGGGCGGCCAGGGCUCCCUCAGCUUCUUAGUGUAGGGUUGUGUGUCCUUUGGGACUUGUAAGGUUCCCAAAGACACCCUAAAACCACACAGCUCAUUGUCACAAGAAUUCCUGCUUUAAUUAACUGAUCUGAGCAAGCCAUUCUUACUUUAUCCUCAGAACAAUGGGGAAAUAAGGCUUCCUGUCAUGGGGCCAGAUUUCCAGGACAAGUUGCCAAAUGCCAGACUGGAACCCAGUGAGGGUCUAUGAAGAAACACCUCAGGGGCCCCGGGGGCCCUGCCUGGCCAGCUCCCCACCUCCAUCCAAGGCGGGUAGAAUGCGAUGAGCCCCCCACCUCUGACAACGCUCCCAAAGGCCCAGGAAUAACCUGGGGGAUUCACCGAAGACAGAACACAUGGGCACGAAGAGCAGCCCUGGUGGCUUUGAAGGUUCCUCUGAAAAGGCUCCCGGACCUGAAGCCCGACAGAGCAGGGGGUCAGCGGGCAGAUCACUCCCAGCACGUGACCCGGGAGUUCAGGAGCCGAAGACGCUGGGUCCCUGGUCAGGAGAGGAAGGUGCACAGGACUGACCGGUUCCACAUCCACGUGAAUGCCGCAUCCCCUCACCUCUCACCCCGGGCCCAGAAAGGAUACAAGCACAACUCAUGCACUGGGGAACCUUGUGUAUUUUUCAGCACCUGUAUAUUGAAAACCUGUACAGCACGUGAUUGCCUCAUCCUAUGCCUGUCAAAAGCCACACUGAAUACAGAAGCAGAAACACGGACUCUA